GGGGGGGGGGUACAUGCUCACAAGGAAGAUAAACAGAGAAACAAAAAAAUGAAAAUGGCAGUUCAGGCAGCACUCUCAGUUGUCUCUGUAAGUUCAGUGCCUAAAAUCAGGUGUAAGAAGGUUGAAACCAGAGUUAAUGUAAUGAAGAACCAAAGAGAGGUUGGUCUUGUUAAGUUCAAGCUGGUUAGAAACCAUGGGGAUGGAAGAAUCAACUUCACAAGAUUGAAUGCUGCAGGGUUGUCUGAGAUUGAACCUGAUCUCAAUGAAGACCCUGUUGACAGAUGGGCCACCAACAGCGUCAGCUCUGAAGAUUUUAAGUAUGGGGAAUAUGAUGGGCACCAUACUUACUUUGAAGGAGAGGAGAAAGGAACAUUUUGGGGAGCCAUUGCUGAUGACAUUGAAGCUAUUGAACCUCCAACAGGAUUCCAAGGCUUUAUUUCAUGGCUCUUCCUCCCUGCAGUUGCUGCCGGAAUGUUUUUCAAUGUUCCAGGGGAGUACUUGUUCAUAGGAGCUGGAGUGUUUACGGCUAUAUUUUGUAUAAUUGAGAUGGAUAAACCAGAUAAGCCUCACCACUUUGAGCCACAGAUAUAUAACAUGGAAAGGGGAGCUCGUGAUAAGUUAAUAAAUGACUACAAUACCAUGAGCAUUUGGGAUUUUAAUGAGAAAUAUGGAGAUCUCUGGGAUUUCACUAUCAAGAAAGAUGAUAUAACAAAGAGAUAAACUUCUCUGGAUCAGAAAAAGAGAACUGUAAUUAUUAGCUACUGUCAUGUGAGCAUGGUCUGGAAGAUGUAUUUUUCGGUCCGAUGCGAUCACGUUCGAUUGCAGUAGAUACUAAAUCGAAACUGUCGCCUUAAGUAGGCUGCUAAAACUUCAUCAUAGGUGUGAGAGCUUUGGGAGUGCUUUUAUGAUGAUUUCUUUACAAGGUUAAUUUGAAUGCCUACUAUAUCAGUUUCCAUCAUUUGUUUUUGAAGAUAUAAAGGCUCUAUUCCAUUGAGUACCGAGAAUAAGAUUAUAUGCAAAUUCUACUGUUUAUACCUCA
Messenger RNA from Gossypium raimondii (Peruvian cotton), 1039 nucleotides. Its product is annotated as photosynthetic NDH subunit of subcomplex B 5, chloroplastic. The record is from RefSeq and is a predicted model, not a curated record. Gene Ontology annotation, cellular component: chloroplast. The coding region runs from base 49 to 720 and encodes 223 amino acids. The transcript has 5 exons. Lineage: Eukaryota; Viridiplantae; Streptophyta; Magnoliopsida; Malvales; Malvaceae. Gene Ontology annotation, biological process: response to oxidative stress.